AACCGCGUUGAUUAUUUUUCAGAGUUCUAUAAAAUUUUUAGUUUUGAUUUCUUGAUGAUUCUUCGUCGUUUUUAUGAUUGAAUAAAAUGACUCACAAGUUAAAUUUCGUUUCCUGUGUUGCCUGGAUCCGGCAAGGUGUGGCCAAAGAAUUACCUAAUCGAUGUCAACUAACACAAGAAGAAAUUCGAAGCAAAAUCGAAAGCGAUCGACAGAAAUUUAAAGAAUUAAAAAGAUCCGAUCCGAAUAAUCGUAUGGAGACAGAUGAUCAAAAUGAUGACGAUCAACAAAUAAUUGAUCGCUAUAAUUUAGACGAUUAUGAUGAUGAUGGCGAUGAUGAUGAUUUUCUCAUACCAGAUGAUACAGCUUCUGAUCCAUAUCUGAAUCGUGAUCAAAAUUAUUCGGAUGACGAAGAAGAGAAAGACGAUUUCCGUAUCAAGCCUACGGAUAAUCUUUUAUUAGCUGGCCAUGUUGAAGAGGAUAGUGUUUCACUUGAAAUUAAAGUUUAUAACAAAGAAGAUGGUGUUUAUGUGCAUCACGAAAUUUAUCUUGCCGCUUAUCCAUUGUGUUUUCAAUGGUUGAAUUUCAAAAAUGAAAAUGAAAAAGGAAAUUUUGUUGCCAUUGGUGAUAUGAACAAUGAUAUUAAUAUCUGGGAUCUUGAUAUUGUUGAUAUUCUUGAUCCGUUUGCCGUAUUAAGUGGCCAUAAAAAAUCUGUACUCGAUAUAUCUUGGUCAGAAAAGAUUCCCAAUAUGUUGGCAUCUGGUUCGGCCGAUAAAAAAUGUUUACUUUGGGAUUUACAACAACAAACCGUUAUUCAAACAUUUGAUCAAUUUAAAUCAUCGGUUCAAUCUUUAUCGUUUCAUCCGAUUGAGACAAACAUUCUAUUAACUGGCGAUGCUAAAGGCCAUGCAAAACUUUUAAACUGUCAAUCUCUAUCGAUAAAAGAUUGGAAUGUUUGCCAAGAUGAAAUAGAAAAAGUUAUCUGGAAUCCACAGCAACCGUACAUGUUUUUAUGUGCGACAUCCGAUGGUUGGCUAUAUGGACUUGAUUCUCGAAAUGAUAAUAGUCAUGUUUUUCGUAUCAAAGCUCACGAUGAAAUGAUUUCAGGCAUGGAAUUUAGUUCGGCAAACAAUGGCUGUUUGAUGACCACAUCAGCCGAUCAAAACGUUAAAAUAUGGUCUGUAUCGACGAACGAGAUGAAAUUGAUUCAAACAAUUCAACCGAAUAUCGGAAUCAUUCUAUCAAUGUCGGCCAAUCCUGAUCAUUCAAAUAUAUUUGUCAUAUCUGGAAAUAAUGUUGGUGAAAAUUUCAAAAUUCUUGACCUUGACACCUAUCCUGGUGUUAAACGACAUUUCAAUCUCAACUAAUUGGUUUAAUACAUACAACAGUCAACGAUGUCUCUCU
Molecule: messenger RNA, 1401 nt
Organism: Dermatophagoides farinae (American house dust mite)
Lineage: Eukaryota; Metazoa; Arthropoda; Arachnida; Sarcoptiformes; Pyroglyphidae
Product: periodic tryptophan protein 1 homolog
Biological process (GO): rRNA processing
Cellular component (GO): nucleus
Molecular function (GO): protein binding
Source: RefSeq, a predicted model, not a curated record